AUCAGAGAAAAUCACUGUGUGAAAAUUAGCUUAAACAGCAGGGACUGUUGAUCUUCAUUCACAGAUGUGGCCACAGCGUUCUCCAGGAGGAAGGAUGCCUGGGCCAGGCUCUGCAGGCGGCAUUCAGGGGCGUGAUGCCAGAGGGACUGUUGACCUUGAGAGAUGUGGCCAUAGAGUUCUCCCAGGAGGAGUGGGACUGCCUGGACCAGGCUCAGCAGAAACUAUACAGGGAUGUGAUGCUCGACAACUACAAGAACCUGGUCUCCUUGGGUUUCAGUGUCUCUAAGCCAGACCUGGUCAUCUUUUUGAAACAAAGAAAAGAAUCCUGUAAGAGGAAGAGAAAGGAAACAGUGGUCAUGACGCCAGCCUGGCGUGCUCUGGACUGUCACAGAGGGACCUGUUCUGCUGCUGCUUGUCUUGCUCCAGUCUGCUCGUGCAUCACACUGACAGGCUCGUCCAGAGUCCUCCCUGCUACCCACAAGGGAAUGCCUGUUAUCUCUGCUUCACUGUACACUUUUGGACCCUGGGACAAUCUGUGCAUGUGCUUCAGGGUUUUCAUACUGUAA
This is a messenger RNA of Condylura cristata (star-nosed mole), 566 nucleotides long. Its product is annotated as putative protein ZNF720. The record is from RefSeq and is a predicted model, not a curated record. Gene Ontology annotation, biological process: regulation of DNA-templated transcription. The transcript has 5 exons. Lineage: Eukaryota; Metazoa; Chordata; Mammalia; Eulipotyphla; Talpidae. The coding region runs from base 135 to 566 and encodes 143 amino acids.